AUGGAAGAAGCAACUGUGUCUCUGAAAAAAGAACGUCAUUUCCCAAUACUUGAUUUGACUGAUCAAUCAAUUCUCAACACAGUGACCCAACCAGUGUUGGUAGUUCAGUCCCCAAAAACACCAACACUUUCAAAAAAGUUGAAAGCAGUGAGCCUAGACUCUGAUACUCCUGCUGAAAGCUCGAAUUUAGAUAUCUCCAGAGAUGUUUUUUCCAUGCCAAACACCCCAAAGAGGCAGAUCAAACCCAGGCUCUCAUGUGAUUUUGAUGAUGACCAUAACAAAUUCACACUAGCUCCUAGUUUCAAUACAAACCUGAAGAAAUUUGCCUCCAACACAAGCAUUUCAGGAUCACAAACUCUGAAAACUCUACCUGAAAUCAUGACUUUGCAAGACUUUUCUGAUGGUCCCAUUGUAGCUCCCUUGAAAUUGAAAGCAAAGGGUUUGCUGGAACGUAGGGGGUCUAAUGCCAGCUUGACAAUUGAUUUAGGCUCAAAUUCCAGUAUUGUGGAACCUAAAACAACAUUCACCAGGCUCAACACAGCAAAGAGUGUUUCAAAUUUGACUCUCUCUGCUUUUGAUGUCCCAGAAAAGUCCUGUUACUGCAUCAAAAAGUGCGAGGCUCAAGCCAAGGCUACGGAGCGCAGAAAGUCCCAAGAAACCUGUGGGAACUGUACCAUAUAUGAGUCUGUCCCUAUAAAAAUGAGCAGCUGCAAGACGAAAUGCCAGGUUUUGAACAGGUGCAGUUGCUGUGUGAAAUCUCGCAGGAAGUCGUUGUCCAAUGAGAAUUUGUAUGUGCCCCCUUGUGGGUUCUGCCAGACUGGAGCACCGAAGGACUGCUACAGCAAUUCAAAGCAGUGCAAAGGGUACAGGAAAGCGUGUUAUCCUAGACAACCUGACUUGGAGUCUUCUCAACUGCUCUCUGAUGACUUCAAGCUGCAUUUGCAGAAUAUCCAGUAUUUGCAGACAGCUGGGAAUGUUUUGUCUAUUGCCGAUUUGAAGCAGUCCUGUGAGGUUUCGAGAGUCCCUAAACUCCAUCAGGAAUUCUGGGAGGUGCCACUCAAUCUCCAAGAGAAAUGUUACGUGUCCGGCAGUCAGAGCCGGAAUAGGUACAGAGGAGUGUUGCCCAAUGAACACAGUCGAGUCCAUCUAGCUGGAUCGCAGCCUUACAUCCACGCCAACUAUAUAAAAGGCCCAGAUUAUACUGAAACGGCUUAUAUAGCUACCCAAGGACCAAUGAGUCACACUUGCCAAGAUUUUUGGGAAAUGGUGUGGAAUACAAACUCUAAAUGUAUAGUGAUGUUGACGAAUCUCGUAGAAAAAGGUAGAAGCAAGUGUGAACUGUAUUUCCCUCUCGGCAAAAUGGCAAAUUCAAGUGACAAGUCCUUUUUCUACGUGAAAACCACAAAGGUGCGGGACAAGUUCACCUUCGACCGAAGCAAUACCCAACAGUACGACGAAGAAACGCACGCUUUCGAGGCACUCGAUGACAUCUCGUUCGGCAACUACAAAAUAACUUUCAUCGACAAAGACUCGAUAGGUGAAUGCCAGCUGAGGCGAUUGGCACUGAGGAAAACCGACGAAGCCACAGAAAGCAGAACAAUCCACCAUUAUUGGUUCCUCAGCUGGCCCGACCACAAGAUGGCCAGCCCCGAACAAGUCCUAGACAUAGCCUCGGACGUCUUGAACAAAAUGGAGGCGAACAAGAUGGAGGCUAGCAAAAAUUGUGACAAUAACGCCGAAUCUCUUUCUAUUAGUACAAAAAGGAAAACUGAUCUCAACAGACUGCGUACGAUCAAAAAGCCUCAGGAACGCAAAAAAUCUUGUGAAAACGUCAAACGACCUGUUAUUGUUCAUUGCAGCGCUGGUAUCGGACGUACAGGGUGUUUCUUGGGUAUCUUGAACGGUAUCCAGCAGUUGAAAUGUAGUAAAAACGUCGACGUUCUGGCCAUUUUGUGUUCGUUGAGGUUAAACAGGGGCGGAAUGGUGCAAACCGCGGAACAGUACGAACUUAUACACAGGGUGUUGAGCUUGUAUGCCGAAGGUUUGAAGUAG
This is a messenger RNA of Phaedon cochleariae (mustard beetle), 2052 nucleotides long. Lineage: Eukaryota; Metazoa; Arthropoda; Insecta; Coleoptera; Chrysomelidae. The record is from the annotation of a GenBank genome assembly.